Solanum verrucosum is the source of this 936-nucleotide messenger RNA. Its product is annotated as syntaxin-61. The record is from RefSeq and is a predicted model, not a curated record. The coding region runs from base 172 to 915 and encodes 247 amino acids. The transcript is spliced from 8 exons. Gene Ontology annotation, biological process: Golgi vesicle transport. Lineage: Eukaryota; Viridiplantae; Streptophyta; Magnoliopsida; Solanales; Solanaceae. Gene Ontology annotation, cellular component: membrane.
UUUUUUGGAAAAAGAAAGAUAAAACUUCCUUCUUCUACAGAAAUCACAGCGAUAUAGCGAAGCAUCAAAAUGGAUCUCUGAAUCUGUAGCUGAGAAAGUCAGUGAUCCUUCAAUUACUCACAAUCUGCCUUAGCUUCUCCAUCUUCGUCUUGCUGCGAGUUGGUGUUGAAGAUGUCUUCAGCUCAAGAUCCUUUUUAUAUUGUCAAGGAGGAAAUUCAAGAAUCUAUUGACAAGCUCUUGUCCACGUUUCAUCAAUGGGAGCAAACUUCUGCCGGAAGUAGUGAGCAAGUACAUCUUACCAAAGAACUUCUUGCCUCAUCUGAGAGCAUUGAGUGGCAGGUGGAUGAAUUGGACAAAACAAUUGAUGUUGCAGCAAGAGAUCCUUCUUGGUAUGGUAUUAAUGAUAUUGAGCUUGAUAAGAGAAGAAGAUGGACCAGCAAUGCCCGUGCUCAAGUGGGAAGCAUGAAGAAAGCUGUAGUAGCUGGAAAACAGUCAAAUGGGACAAGUACAUCUAAUCUGAGUGGGAUGCGGCGAGAACUGUUGAGAUUGCCAGAUUCUGAUCAGAAAGAGAGAUCCAAUGCAUACAAUGCCCGAGAUAAUGAUGACUUCAUAUCAUCAGAAUCAGAUAGACAAUUACUUCUUAUGAGGCAACAGGAUGAAGAACUAGACGAGCUUAGUGCCAGCGUAGUCAGAAUUGGAGAUGUUGGGCUCACCAUACAUGAUGAACUUCUUGCACAUGAGAAGAUCUUAAGUGAGUUGGACACGGAGAUGGACAGUACAUCCAAUCGUCUGGAUUUCGUUCAGAAAAAGAUCGGCAUAGUAAUGAAGAAGGCGAGCGCCAAGGGACAGAUGAUGAUGAUUUGUUUUCUGAUAGUUUUAUUUAUUGUUCUUUUCGUUCUGGUUUUCUUGACCUAGUUAGCAUACUUUGUUUUCUUA